Odobenus rosmarus divergens (Pacific walrus) is the source of this 432-nucleotide messenger RNA. Its product is annotated as docking protein 5-like. The record is from RefSeq and is a predicted model, not a curated record. The transcript has 2 exons. Lineage: Eukaryota; Metazoa; Chordata; Mammalia; Carnivora; Odobenidae. The coding region runs from base 28 to 171 and encodes 47 amino acids.
AGCGAGCGGGCCGCCUCCCUGAGCACCAUGGUGCCCCUGCCCCGUAGCGCCUACUGGCAGCAUAUCACACGACAGCACAGCGCUGGGCAGCUCUGCCACCUGCAAGAUGUCGCCAGCCCUCUGAAGCUUCAUCGGACAGAGACUUUUCCUGCCUACCGAUCGGAGCACUGACAGGAGCUGCCGAGAAUCGAGAAUCGUUGUGUGACACACUUGUGAUGUGUUGGCCGCCGCAGAUCCACCAGGAGGCCACAGGAGGGGAGCCACGAUGGAAAGGGGCGGGAAGUCCUGGCUAAUUGUGUGGUCGUUGGGAAACUGCAAUGCAAUAUUUGUCUUUUUCUUUCUUUUUUCUUUUUUAAAAAAAAUCUUAGCAUGAUUGAAACAUGCUCUAUAGAUACCGACUUUUUGUUCCCUCUUUUACAGCUGGACAGAAAG